AGUUUGCCGCUGACCGGCCGAGGGCUCUGCUUAACCCUCCCACUUUUCCCGGGUCGCUGACCGAGCGGGUGGCCUGCUCGAAAUAAGGGCCUAGAUGGCCGGGGAGCAAGGAGGAAGCUCGGGCUCGUCUCCCGCCGCGACGCCAAUAGCCGGUUCCGGGUUGGCGGGAGAAGAGGACGGCGGCUAUGACAGCAAGUGCAUUUUCUGCCGAAUCACUCACGGGGAGGAGACGGGCACCGAGCUGCUGCCUUGCGAGUAUGAAGAUUUGGUAUGCUUCCGAGAUAUCAGACCAGGAGCGCCUCAUCAUUAUUUAGUGGUACCAAAAAACCACAUUGGAAAUUGCAAGACUCUUAAGAGUGAGCAUAUACCAUUAUUGGAAAGAAUGAUAGCAGUUGGAAAAGCUAUCCUUCAGUGGAGUAAAUGUGCUGACUUGAACGAUAUAAGGAUGGGCUUUCACUGGCCUCCCUUCUGCUCCAUAGCUCACUUGCACCUUCAUGUCUUGGCUCCAGCUAGUCAGCUGGGAUUCUUAUCCCGGAUGAUAUACCGAAUCAAUUCCUAUUGGUUUAUCACAGCUGAGCAGCUGAUGGAACGGCUGAAAGCUGAAAGCACUACAAGUUGAGGGAAACCUGCCUCUGAACUGUACCAUCUUUCUGACCUUUGAAUACCGAUUAAAGGAUUGGAUGUAGUUGAUAACAGGCUAGACUUUUUAAAACAACUACUGAAUUUGCUGCUAUAUAGUGUUUGAACUAGUUGUUAGUAAACACUCUACAUUAAAUUUCUCAGGCAAAUAUCUGAAUGCAAGAACGUAUAAGAUCACAAAUACCUAUCUGUUCAAAUGCAAAGAAUCCUUGAAACAUGAGAUGCCAUUAAAAUUUAAUAACUGUACCUGACUUUGACUGUUUUUGUCUUAAUGCAAGGUUUGUGCCUAUAAAAUACAUUCCUGAUCUUUUUAGUAUUGUCUUGGUGCUAUAUUCUAUCACUCCAAGUGUACAUGAUUACAGGCACAGAAUGGCUAACAAGCCAUUGUCCGGAGUAUGACUUGCUUACUCUGUACUUUCAAUGUAAGACUUUAGUUGGUACAUUGAAUUUAGAAUAUGUACUUGAAUGUGAACAGUUUUAAAUAAUGUUAGUAUUUAAAUGCAUGUAUUAAGGUAGUUAGGGAGUAAUAAAACAUUAUAAAAUUAUGCAAUAGUUUGUUUGGACUUAGGGUCUAGCAUAAAAUAUCAAAUUAUUUAAUGUGGAUAAUUGGAUUAACAUUUGUUUGUCAAGGAUGCAGAAAUCGUAGAUUCUCUUGAAUCUAGCAUGGAAUGACUUUCACAUGUUUACUUUUUAAACUAUAUAGGCAGGUAUUCACACAGAUCUGUUACAGCAAAAUGAUUUUAAGCAAGCACUGAUAUUGUGUGUUUUAAAAGCAUGCAGUAGACUAGUAUUCAGAGAAUGCCAAAAGUAAACCAUGUUGUUUUUUAUGGCUUUAAAACCUGUUUUAUUUAUUCAAAACUUAGCAUGCAUUUAUUUCAAUAUGACUCCUAACUGCUUGUAAAAGUUAUUAAAAAUAUUUAUUCAAUUUAUUGUCAGGGAUGAUGGAUAAACAUGUUUAAUCAUGUUCAAAUGUUAAUGUGCUAAAAUAAAAAGAGACUGCUCUGAUAAUUUAUGUGAUGGAACUGUGAAACAUAUAACUUAAUAUGUUAUGAAAAGGAAACCUUUAAUAAAAUUGUUACUCAUA
Thamnophis sirtalis is the source of this 1723-nucleotide messenger RNA. It is a transcript of the gene HINT3, whose product is annotated as histidine triad nucleotide binding protein 3. The record is from RefSeq and is a predicted model, not a curated record. Lineage: Eukaryota; Metazoa; Chordata; Lepidosauria; Squamata; Natricidae. Gene Ontology annotation, molecular function: catalytic activity.